AUGGAAGGAGGUGCUAGAGCUUUAAUUUUAAGGACUUUAACCAGUGAAGAAUAUGAUACAAUAGAUCAGGCACUCCGAGAAAAGAUAGAAACAAUAUUAAAUGAACAUAUAGAAGACUACAUAACUGCAAAAGCUUUGUUUGAAAGUACUAGAGGUUCUCAACAAGAUAAAAUUAAGGAAUCACAAGAGAAGCUUAAAACAGCCUUGCAAGAAAAAGAUGAUUAUAAAAUCAAAUUAGAUGCUUUAUUAAAACAAUUUGAAGAAACUAGCCAGCGUUUAUCUAGUGCAAAUCUGCAACUCAAUAAAUUGCGAGAAGAUGUUCAGAGAUGUCAAAAAGAAAUUGAGGAGUUGCGACGGGAGAGAGAUGUUGCUGUUGAUGAAAGACAAGUUACAUCAAAUACUCUUGAAAGGAGAGAAGCUGAAAUCGAACGGUUGAGCGGAGAUGUUACUACAUUAACUUCUCAAUUGCGAGCUGCUAUUCAAGCUAAAUGUGAGGCUAUAGCAGAGGCUGAUGAAGCACGAGCGAAACAAAUGGAAAUUGAUUUCAAAGAGAAAAGGUUUGAAGCAGAAGUAAGUUUGCUAAGAAAACAGGUAUCAGAUCUGACAUCAGAUUUGGCAAAGGCAACUGAAGAUAUGUCCCGCCAGAGGCGUGAAAGCACUACCCAACUUAUUACACUUCAAACCAAAGUAGCUGAAAAAGAGGAAGAGCUAAGAAUUGAAAAAGAACACAAUGCAAAUCUUAAAAAAGGCAAUCGAGAACUUGGGGAAAGAAUUGAUGAAUUAACAAAUAAACUUAAAGAACAAGCUGAUAAAGAAGAUAGGAUUGUUGACAAUUUUCAACAAGAAAUAAGAGCCCAGACCAAACUCGCUGAUGUUUAUAAAGAAAGAUUACAAGAUUCUGAAAGUCGUGCCGGGGAGUUGAGCACUGCCGUCAGGGAACUGCAGAAGCUCCUUAGUGAAGCUUCAACUCAGUACGGUGAACUAGAAACAAAGCUGAAAGUGAUGGAAGUGGAGCACAAGGAAGCAAUGGAAGCAAAGCAAGAGACUCUCUUAGCACUGAAAGAGGAACUUGCUCAUGCCAACAUUCUCUUGGAAGCAGUUAAGCAAGAAUCAUCUGAAGCUGCAGUUAGUCGCUUGUCACCAAUGGCUGCUUCUGCUUCAAAAUUAAUGAAAUCCGGACUUACUCUGACGCAGCUUUACACUAAGUAUGCCGAAGUCACUCAAGAUCUUCUUGUCGAACGUCAGGAGAAAAAUAGGCUAAAAGAAUAUACUGAUAGAAUAAUAAAGGAAAUAGAGGAAAGAGCUCCAAUCUUGCAGAAACAGCGAGAAGAUUACAACUAUGCUAUUACCACUAUGGAAAGCCUUACUAUAAAAGUUGAUGAGCUCGAGAAUGAGCUAGCCAAACUCGCUAGAUCCAGAGAAGAGGCACAGCAGACGGCUGAGUUCCAGGUUAGGGAGAAUAGAAGGUUAAAUGGAUGUUGUGCUGAUCUCAGUCGUCAGGUGUGCUAUUUGUUAAGGGAACUUGAAGCUGCAAGAGGCAAUAUGAUUCCUUUGCAUGAGAUUCCUGAUAAUCUAGCCGCUGAUGUAAAGACAUCAGCAGAGGUUAUUUCAAAACAUUUAGUUACUUUCCGAGAUAUUGAGGAAUUGCAGUUGACUAAUUUGAAACUCCGGGCUGCAUUAAGAGAGAUGAGUGCAGAAAAAGAAGAAGUUGAAGUCGAAAGAGAAAGUGUUACUGUUAAAUCAUUGAGGGGUGAUAUAAAUCGAGCUCAAAGCAAAAUAGAUGAACUGAAUGAAAGAGAAAAUAUCUUGCAAAAGGAAAUAGAAAUAGUGAAAAGCCAAAGAGAUGUUUAUGCUCGACUAUACAAGCAACAUGUUAAAACUAUUGGAUCAAAUGGAGAACAAGAGGUUGAGAUGGAUACUGGUCCCCUUGAUGCUGAUCAAAAUGUAAUCUCUUCGAUAAAAUCUGACAGAUCAACAUCACCUGCAAUGUCCCCAACAUCUGUUAAGAAACAGGUUUCUGAUAGUGAAAUAAAUACUGUUCGGGCAAUACUUGAAGAAUUAAAGAAAGAACAUGCUCGUUAUAGAGAAGAAAGAAAAGAAAAUGAAAAAUUAAUGGCUGAAACCAUUGAUAAGCUUAGAACAGAACUUAGUGAAAGCAUGGGCAAGAGAAGUGAGCUAGCAUCAAGAGCUGAGCACUAUCAGGAGAUCUCAAAGACAUUGCAAAGCCGUGUUCAGAAGUUGAAUGAGGAAAAUACUGCUUUGGAAAAACGUUGCAAUACUUACCUUGCUUCUAUAUCAAAACAUGAAUUGACAAUCCAUCAACUGAGAAAUGAAGCUAUGGAUGCAAUGAAUAAUGUUACCGUAGCGGAACAAAAGGUAAACAACCUUCAACAAGAAAUUCAAAUGCUCAAAGACAGUGAGAGGCGUCUCUUAAGAGAACGUGAUUCUGAAAGAAAGAUCAAACAUGGCCAGGAACUAUUGAUGUCUAAUUUAGAAGCAUUGAAAGCUAAAUUUGAGUGUUCUGAAGCCGAAUCAAAAAUGAGACUUGAGUCGAGAUUAGAAGAAGCUCAUUUAGAAUGUUCUGCUCUCCGUAGAAGGCUACAGGAAGAACAAGAUAGGCUAGGAAGACGAGCUGAACUAGCUGAAGAACAGGCCAAAACAGCCAAGAUACGCUUGGAAGAAGUGAAAGCAGAAAGUGCACGAUUACAAAAAGAAUUGGAUGAAGCUAGGGAGGAAGUGAAAGAAAGGGAGGCCAGGCUGGAAUCGAUGUCUACCGAGUUGACUUCUGCCAUUACAAAGAGUCAACCAAUUCUUGACAGAGAAAAUCGAAUUAAAGAACUUGAAGCAGCUGUAAGGGAAAGAGAAGCAGAUGUAGCAGGAUUGAAUGAACAGUUGGCUGUUGCCAAGAGGACUAUCAAUGAUCUUUCUGAAGUUUCACAGAGUAUUGAAAAGCAAUUGGCUGAAGUUACCGAGCAGUAUGAAGAGUAUAAGAAGGAAUCCGAAACAAGCAUUAAUGAACUGAAAAAAUCUGAGACAGAAUUGAAGGCACUAGUUAGUCAACUGGAAAUGAAACUCAAAACUUCUAGUGCUGCCGAGGCAGAAAUGCGAGCAGAACGUGAAGCUGAACUAGCAUCUUUGAGAUCACGUUGUGAUAACUUGGGCAAAUCAUUAGAGGAAGCCAAAGUCCGUGUGACUGAGGCUGAGGCUACUGCAAGUUCAGCCGAAGCAACAGCAAAAGAACAAGCUGAAAGGGUAGCCUCAGAAGCUACUCAUGCUUCUCAGCUCAUUCAGGAACUUGAAACAGUGAAAAAUGAACUAUCUGAAGCCAAAGCUAAAAUUUUAACUGUUGAAGCAGAAAAAGAAAGAUCAGUUUCCGCAGCUAACUUGGAAUUGAGCUCAUAUACAGAAAAACAAUCUAAAAUGGAACACCAAAUUAAAGAAUUAGAAGAAAAGACCAUAGAACUUAACAAAGUCAAUGAUUUAUUACAUGAUCAGCUUCAAGAGCUGGGAUUAAAAGUAUCUGUUAUGGAUACUUCAUUAUCGACCAGUCUUGAUUCAUCUUCAGCUGCUAAUGAAUCAUUGGUAAGCGAUUCAUUCCGUGAAUCUGAUAAGUUUCUAGAAGUCAUGAGGCAUUUGAGAAAAGAAAAAAUGUCAGCACUAUCACAGGCAGAUGCUCUGAGAGGAGAUAAGCUUCGUCUGGAAGCUGAGGUUGAAGUUCUUAGAAGGCAGUUGGAAGAAUCUAAAAAAUUACUUGAAGAAGAACGAAGCUCUAGUGAUACUCCUUCUAUCACUGCUGAACGACAUGCUCAGUUAUUGUCUAAGGUAGAAACAUUGAAUCAGUUGACAGAAAAUAAUCGAGUGUUAAAUGAGGAGCGAGAUAGGUUGAUGGAUAGGCUUAAGAUAGCCGAGGCUGAGGUUACUCGUCUUGAAAAAGAUGUUGUAGAGCCUGCGAAGAAAGAAUCUGCUGAGAGUAGUGCACUCGCUGAGCGAUACUCCACAGAAGCUGCUGCUCUUAGAGCAGAAUCUCAAAGAUGGCAAGAACGUGCCAAUCAGUUAAUUGAGAGAACGAAUAAGAAUCCAGAUGAAAUUAAGAGGCUGACACUUGAGAAAGAAAAUCUAACAAGACAACUUGGUACCGAAAGGGAACAAGCCAAAGCAGCCAAAUUGAAACUUGAAGAGCAAGUAACAGAACUUCAACAUGAAAAAGAAGAACUGAAGAAUAGUCAGGAGAAAGCUCUUGAGAGUUUAAAGAAGGAAUUGACAACUUCAAAAGAGGAAAUGAAUAAAACAUCAGAAGAAUUAGCCAAACUAAAAUCUGAAAUGACUGCUCAAAGUGAAUCUUUGAAUGACAUCCGCAAUAAGGAACGUCAGAUAAGGCUGAUAGCUAAAAGAUAUAAACAGCAAUACACUGAUACUUUGAAAGUCAUGGAAGAUGAAAGGAAAGUUAAAGUUGAAGCAGGCCCUUCAGUAUCUCAAGAAACUGAAGAUAAAAUCAAACAACUUACGGAACAGGUAACCAAUCACGAGACUGAAAUAGAAAAUCUCAAGAGAGAAAAUGAAGCUAUGAAAGUUAAUUAUAAUGAGCGAGAUGAAAGAGCAAAACAAAUUCUUAAAAAUGCAAGGGCCAAAAUAUUACAUCUCACUGAAGACAAGAAAAAACUUGAAGAAAUUUUAUCCAAAGGUGGAGAAGGAGGUGACCUAAGGCAAAUUAUCGCUCAACUUGAAAAAGACAAGGAGGAGGAAGUUGCAGAAAAAGAAAGGCUCCAACGAGAGCUUGAAGUGAUGAAUCAGAGGUUAGCUAUCAUGCAAAGGCAGUUGGACAAGCAACAGGGUACAAAACCAUCUGCAAAUACUUCCGAAAAAGGAACAAGUGACCCUCCUACUGCUAAUAUUAAACCCAUGUCUGGUCAGUCUACCUCUGGUGUAAAACAACCACAAGCUCAACAUGCUGCUACUGUUACUCCAUGGAGGGAAACUCCCUUCGCAAGCAUACGGCCAAUGUCACCUCAGACCAGAACCGUAGUAGUACUUCCAAGCCAGACCACGUCUACAUCAAAUCAACCAGUGUUGGUGGCUCCACAGCAACAAGUUGUCCAUACAAGUAGCACAUGCGAGGGACUUUCAUCGUCCCCGACUUCAUCUCAUACUGAUUACAUGCCUGCCACAAGUUCAGCUGUCCAUAAUAUUCAUCCUGCAACGGUUAUUCUUGGACAGCAUAUGGAAGCAGAAACUGCCAGUGAAGACAGCCCCAGUCAGCAUUCUGUCCAACCAACACAGAAUACCGUAUCUAUAGCUCUUGUGCUUCCACAGCCAACGACACAGCAACAGGGUGAACCUGGGGAUGGAGAAAGUGCAGUUGUUGUUUCUGCAUCGUAUCAGGAACAAGUCUCCGAACUGUCGGUUUCUGGAUCAAGCCACAUGUCAACUCCAAUUGUAGCUACUUAUUACAGGCAGGGUGACGCUGGGAGUGGAGAGACUGCAGGAGUUGUUUCUGCCUCAGGUCAGGAACAAGUCUCGGAACAGUCUGUUUCAGGAUCGAGCCACAAGCAAGCACCAAUUGUAGCCACUUAUUACAGGCAGGCCCAGGUUGAAGAAUCAGGGCUUUCUGUAGCAAGUAGUGGGCAAGGAGGAGUUGGUAGUGGAAGCAGCAGUAGCCAACAGGCAGCCAGUAGCACGACCAGCACCAGGCAGAGCAGCCAAGGAAGUAGCAAGAGGCCUGCACCCGCUAGCGACGAGCAGAACAAGCACAGCACUCCGGCCAAGAGGACGAGGCUGACUCCCGCUGCUACCAGUGCUGCUGCCGCCACUGCCACUGAGGGCGAAAUGCUUCUUAGAUCUGAUGGCCUGGAAGUUGAAUACCAAGUACCAACUAGCAGCCAGAGAGAUCAAGAAGAUGACAUCCUGGUGAUCAGUGAUGAGGAUGAUGACAUGCCAGAUGAUGGGGGUAUUGAGGAUGGACAGGAAUUUGAAGAAGAGGUCGAAGAAGAAGGGAGAUACUCUCUUGAAGGAUAUGGUAGAGAUGCGCAGGAGAUUGCAGGCUAUGAAGAGGGCGAGGGGCCAGAUAUCGACGAAGGAAGCACCACCGACCAAGACAACAAUGAGGUUGAUAUAAUAGAUGAUUCGAGUGAAGUUCCUAAUCGAUGUGAAUCAAGCCGAAGCAACGUUAACGAAACUGUUGCUUCUGGAGGAGAAGCCACAAGUUCCCUCAGCAGUGUUUCCAGUAACCAAUCAUACCACAGGAGGCCUACAGCUGUACCUAUAUUAAACAGGCAUCCGAUACUCUUAGGCUAUGAAGAUGGAGGAGAUGAUUCAAUUGUGCCUAGCACUCCAACACUCUUCGUUCCACGCAGGAACGAUGGAUUUAGUGAAGCGGUCAGCUCCCCACAAGUACCCUCUGGACGAUUCACUUUUGCCCAGGAACCUACCCCUCCCCUCCGCCCUACUGUGGUUGCUGGAGUAACAUUAGCAGCCUCUGAGGGUAUGGAUGACACUAGAAUGGACUUGAGCACUUUAGAGGAAGGAACUGGUCGAAGUGUACCUUCGACUCCUUCGCAUGUUUCUCCUCAAGAAGCAGGCGGUGAAGAAAUCGGUCAAAGCAGUGGACAAGAAUCCGGUGGUAAUGGAAGUAUCGAAGGGGGAGAGCCAGAAUCUGACCAGCAACCACCAGCAGAUGAUAACCCAGAUGGUGUGAGCAGUGAAGGAGAAAAAGCUGGUGGCAGCCGCGUAAGUCAAGAUGAAGAGGAGGGCCGGGAGGCAGAAGCCAGCCCAGCAAGGAGAGCUGCUGGCAGUCGCCGGUCGCCACGCAGUAACCGAGCUCGCAGUAGGGUCACCCCUAUUGUCUGGGAGCCUUCUGUAUCAAUGAUGGCUGCUAGGGGAAGUGGAGCGCCUCCAAUGAGACCCGCACGAGGUGGACAGCCUGGAAGGAGCGGUGGCUUCAGAGGGGGAAGGCCUCGGCGAGGCUCCAGGCCUGGCUACCAUCCUGUCAACCAACCAUUCCAGCCAAACAGAUUCUAG
This is a messenger RNA of Nezara viridula (southern green stink bug), 7014 nucleotides long. NCBI's taxonomy places the organism in Eukaryota, Metazoa, Arthropoda, Insecta, Hemiptera, Pentatomidae. The record is from the annotation of a GenBank genome assembly.